GUAUGUUAACAGGACCAAUGAGUUUUGGAUAUAAAGCCAGCAAUUGGGAACUUCAUUCUGACCACCAUCAUAGGAAACUCCAAUAAGCUAAGGCCAAUUGAUACAUGCAUAUCACAAAGGCACACACUUCCAAAACAACAAAUCCUCUGUCACCAACAACUUCACCUAUAAAUACCCCCUUUAAGUCUCACUGUGAAUCCCUCACAAGAUGUUGAACACUAUGGAAUAUACUUACUCAGCUGAAGAAACUGCAGAUGCUGAAACUUACACCACUAGCAGCUCAACUCAACCAGUUUCCAUGAGAAAGAAGAGAAACAAAAACGCAAGAAGGUUCAGUGAUGAACAGAUCAAAUCAUUGGAGUCUAUGUUUGAGUCAGAGUCAAGGCUUGAACCUAGAAAGAAGUUGCAAUUGGCAAGAGAGCUUGGAUUGCAGCCAAGACAGGUUGCAAUUUGGUUUCAGAACAAGAGAGCUAGGUGGAAAUCAAAGCAACUUGAGCGAGAAUACAGCAUGCUUAGCUCCAAUUACAACAAUUUGGCUUCCAAGUAUGAAGCACUAAAGAAGGAGAAGCAAACAUUACUAAUACAGUUGCAGAAGCUGAGUGAUUUAAUGAAAACGCCAUUAGAGAAAAGUGAGAGUUCUACACAAGGUAAAGCAGCAAACAGCAUGGACAGUGAAUCAGAAAAUGGAGCAACCAUCAAAUGUGAGCCUGAAGUGAAGCCAAGCCUAUCAAUGGAAAGAUCAGAACAUGUACUUGGUGUUCUUUCAGAUGAUGACACCAGCACUAAGGUGGAGUACAUUGGCCUGGAAGAUGAUGAACAUGGCCUUCUGAAUUUUGCUGAUCAAGCAGAUGGCUCAUUGACAUCACCAGAAGAUUGGGGCGGUUUUGGCUCCAAUGAUUUCUUAGGCCACUCAAGCAGUGAUUAUCAAUGGUGGGACUUCUGGUCCUAAAAUGAAACAUAACAUUCAAAAUUGCUUCGAAUUUGGAUUUCCUACAGUUGAGUUCCCCCUAAAUUCAUAACGGUUAGAGCUCCAUAGCCGUUUGACCAUAAUCGGACGACUCAUAUUUAAAGAAAUCAGUAGUACAUCUAAUGUCGGAGUUUUAAAUCUAUCCAUAUAAUGUUAAUCGGACGACUAUUGAGUAUUGAGCCCUGACUGAAGUGAAUUUAGGAAAAUUCAACUGCAGCGAAUGUAAGCAUUAUAUGAUGUUACAACCAUUCUCUUGUUGAAGAAGGUGGCAGGGUAAGAUGAAGGGAAAUAGGAGAGGGGACAUUUAUUUUCUGUACACACUCAUUAGUUUGUAGGAAAUGAGUUUACUUGUUCUUGUCUCUUCAAAAGGAGUUCCAUCUCUAGGCUUCAGGUGAUGACCAAAACUCUGCUAAUGAAUUGCAAUGUGCUACUGCAUUGAGUUCAGAUGAAACCAAAAGUCCAAAACUGCAGAAUUGCAUCACCAAAAGGAGAUAGGAUACUAGAGAAAUAAGGAUGCCAAGGAGGCAAGAAAUUGUAAACUAAAAUCUAAAAUAAACGGUGAGCAUGAAAGAGAUCAAGAAUCCUUCACAAUUGGCAUGUGAUUAACCUAUCAGAGCUAUACACACCCAUUGGAAAUACAAAUAAUCCAUAGUUGGUAAAUGGUAA
This is a messenger RNA of Lotus japonicus, 1633 nucleotides long. Its product is annotated as homeobox-leucine zipper protein ATHB-12-like. Gene Ontology annotation, cellular component: nucleus. Gene Ontology annotation, molecular function: sequence-specific DNA binding; DNA-binding transcription factor activity, RNA polymerase II-specific. The transcript is spliced from 2 exons. NCBI's taxonomy places the organism in Eukaryota, Viridiplantae, Streptophyta, Magnoliopsida, Fabales, Fabaceae. Gene Ontology annotation, biological process: positive regulation of DNA-templated transcription. The record is from RefSeq and is a predicted model, not a curated record. The coding region runs from base 209 to 949 and encodes 246 amino acids.